AUGCGCUCUUUCCUCGCGCUGUGCUUCGUUGCGCUAGCGCAGGCCAUCGAGCCAGCUCGUCAGCCUCAUCCACCCACGGGAAGCAAGAAUGGCACCCUUCUGACGUUCAACGUGACAUCUGGGUCCUCCCUGUCUCCGUCUUCGAGGAGCCUGCGGUGGGCUGCAACGGGCGAAAGAGAUGGUCAAUUCAUUUACGCAAGCAACGGGUCGCUUGUGCUCGAGGACGUGGUCACGGGAAGAAACGAGGUGUUCGUCUCGUCGAGUCAACUUCCCGAGGAUUACUAUACAUAUUGGAUCGCGCCUGAUCUCACGAGAGUGCUCUUCGCGACGAACUACACCAAGCAGUACCGGCAUUCCUACUUCGCCGACUAUGUCAUCCUCGACCGUGCAUCGGGCACGCUAGAUCCUCUGGUAGACAACCAAGUCGGCGACAUCCAGUAUGCAGAAUGGAGUCCUGUGAACAACGAAAUUGCGUUCGUCCGCGGAAACGACCUGUACAUCCGGCACAACGACUCGACAAUUACUCAGAUCACCUACGAUGGAGGCCCUGACGUCUUCAACGGAGUGCCUGAUUGGGUUUACGAGGAGGAAAUCUUCGGCACUAACUCCGCGCUCUGGUUCUCCCCGGACGGCGAAUAUCUCGCUUUCCUCAGCUUCAACGAGACAGGAGUUCCAACAUUCACUGUGCCCUACUUCAUGGGCGAACCUGGCCAUGGACAGUCCAUUGCGCCCCCUUACCCGUAUGAGCUAGAUAUCCGAUACCCUAAAGUAGGCGCCACCAACCCGACUGUUUCCUUCCGCCUGCUAGACCUUGUGGCCAUGGAGAACAGCACCAUCCCGAUCGAGGCUUUCCCUGCGGAUGAUUUGAUCAUUGGAGAAGUGGCUUGGCUAACAGAGGAGCAUUCAAGUGUGAUGUACCGCGCAUUCAACCGUGUGCAAGACCAAGACAAGCAUGUCGUAGUGAAUGUGCAAACCGAAUCAUCUAAGGCGGUCCGAGAACGAGAUGUUUCGGGCUCAGGCUGGCUCGACAAUAACAUGGCAAUCACAUACCUUGGCAGCAUCCCGCUCAAUGGAACAGCCAAUGCCAGCGCCAGCGCCACGUACUACCUAGAUAUGUCUGACACAUCUGGCUGGAACCACCUCUACUUGUUCCCCGUCUCCGGUGGUCCGGCGAUCCCGCUGACCUCCGGCGAGUGGGAAGUGACCGCCAUCCUCAAAGUCGACUCCGCGCGGUCCUUGAUCUACUACGCCUCCACCGAGCACCACAGCACCGAGCGCCACGUCUACUCCGUCUCCUACGCGACCUUCACCAAGAAGGCCCUCGUAGACGACACCGUCUCCGCGUACUGGACGGCCUCCUUCUCCGCAUCCGCAUCCUACUACGUGCUCAGCUACCGCGGCCCCGACGUGCCCUACCAAGAAGUCUACUCCAUCAACUCGACAACCCCCAUCCGCACGCUCACCAGCAACGCCGCCGUCUACGCGCGCAUCAACAGCUACAAUCUGCCCAAUAUAACCUACUUCGAGCUCACCCACCCCGACGGCUUCACCCUAAAUGUGAUGCAACGUCUCCCAGCCAACUUCGACGCCUCGAAAAAGUACCCGGUCCUCUUCACGCCGUACGGCGGCCCCGGCGCCCAGGAAGUCACCAAGGUCUUCCAGGCCCUCGAUUGGAACGCCUACAUCGCGUCAGACCCGGAAUUGCAAUACAUAACCUACACGGUCGAUAACCGCGGGACGGGCUUCAAGGGCCGCGCCUUCCGCGCCGCUGUGAGCCGGCAGCUCGGGCUCCUCGAGACCCAGGACCAGAUCUGGGCGGCGCGGACGCUGGCGCAGCAGAACGCAUUCAUCGAUGCCGAGAAGAUCGGCAUGUGGGGCUGGUCCUAUGGCGGAUACCUCACCUCCAAAGUCAUCGAAGCCAAUAGCGGCGUCUUCAGCCUCGGCCUCAUUACUGCCCCUGUCUCCGACUGGCGGCUCUACGAUUCAAUGUACACUGAAAGAUACAUGGGCCUCCCCUCCACCAACAGCGCCGGCUACAACACCUCCGCCGUGCGCUCCGCGACCGGUUUCAAGAACGUGGCCGGGGGCACACUAGUGCAGCACGGCACAGGCGACGACAAUGUACAUUUCCAGAACUCGGCCGCGCUGGUAGAUACGCUGGUGGGCGCGGGGGUCAGCCCGGAGAAGAUGCAGGUGCAGUGGUUCACGGAUAGCGAUCAUAGCAUCCAGUAUAAUGGCGCGAAUGAGUUUCUAUACAAGCAGCUUACGAAGAAGCUGUUUGAGGAAAAGCAGAGGGUGCCGGGGGAGAGGGUGGUGCAUCAGUGGAGUAGGAGAGGGGUGAGGAGGGAGGGGAGGUUGUGA
Messenger RNA from Coniosporium apollinis CBS 100218, 2361 nucleotides. RefSeq names its product dipeptidyl peptidase 4. Bases 1 to 2361 code for a protein of 786 amino acids. Gene Ontology annotation, molecular function: dipeptidyl-peptidase activity; serine-type peptidase activity. The record is from RefSeq and is a predicted model, not a curated record. Gene Ontology annotation, biological process: proteolysis. The transcript has 2 exons. NCBI's taxonomy places the organism in Eukaryota, Fungi, Ascomycota, Dothideomycetes.